Molecule: messenger RNA, 1756 nt
Organism: Salarias fasciatus (jewelled blenny)
Lineage: Eukaryota; Metazoa; Chordata; Actinopteri; Blenniiformes; Blenniidae
Product: histidine triad nucleotide-binding protein 3-like
Exons: 5
Coding region: 905-1348 (147 amino acids)
Molecular function (GO): catalytic activity
Source: RefSeq, a predicted model, not a curated record
AUUUGAUGAGUUUGACGAGGGGAAGCAAAAAUACCAUUCACUUCCAUUGUGUCCGUCCCGAAAACCUUCCCCGACUAACCUCUGAAUAAACAAUAGCUCUUUAAAUCUUUUAUCACUGUUUUAGCCUGUUAUCACUUUACACUGGGAAAACACCGUGGGAGUAUCCACACACAGUGAGAACAUGCAAACUCCACUCAGAGAACCCCCCAAGUUCAAUCUACGGUCAAACAUGGACUAUCUUCCUCUCACAGUCCUCUCUAUGACCUUCAUUCACCUGCACCAUUCUAAUGUUUUAUGUCGAUUGUUUUAUAUUGUUCGUCUUUAGGUAUUUUAGCACUGUUCAUUUGUACCUUUGUGUUUGCUGCUACCAACAGGUCCCUCUUGAAAAUGAGACCCUGGGUCUCAGUAGGGCCAACCUGUUUAAAUAAAGGUUAAAAAAAAAAAAAAAAAAAACUUUUCUAAACCUACACUAUUUUUCAAAUGCUGUUAUCUCUUAACUCAAACCAACUAAAGAAGGGAGAACAAUAAAAAACAGUAAAUAAAAAAAAAAAAUCGGCGAAACAGAUAAAACAGGAAAACGAUUAAAAAAGAAAAUGGCUAACACUUCAUAUAUAGAUAAAAUAUUGAAAUAUACUUUAAAAAGAAAAAAAACAAGGAUAAUUAGAACGGAUAAAGCAGCAAAAUGUUAUAAAGAAACUACAAAAAAACCCUUUAAAUCUAAUAAAGAGCACUUUUCUAAAUUGUAGUGAGAAACUUUAUGACAGAUUUUUUCAAAAUAAGACGAGAAUUUUAUGAAUGAGGCGUCCGCUCUUCAGACACGCCCAUAUGACGUCACGGUAGGAACUGACGUUGCCGCGUGAUUGCUCAGUAGUUUAGUUAGAUUGUAGCUCAGAACACGUACAGUAUGAACACUGGGAGAUCUUCUGAGGAGGAGGACUGUCCUUUCUGUCAAAUAGCAAACAAUCAGACCGACACGGAAAUCCUCGAGAGCGAUGACGAGCUGCUCUGUUUCCGGGACGUGAAGCCUGGAGCCGUCCAUCAUUUUCUCGUCAUCUCCAGGAUUCAUAUCGACAACUGCAAAUGUCUCAAACAGAACCACAUAGCUCUUGUGGAGCGGAUGGAAAAAAUGGGAAGGAGUGCUCUAGAGAAAGUCUGUGACCUAAAAGACAUAAGGCUGGGAUUUCAUAUACCUCCGUUCUCAUCGGUGCCACACCUCCACCUCCACGCUCUGGCUCCAGCCAGCCAGAUGGCCUUCAAGUCACAGCUUCGCUAUGGACCACAGUCUCACUGGUUCAUCACGGUAGAGGAAGUGCUCACUCAGCUGAAGAGGAAUGGCAAGGUCACAUGAAAAGAUAUAAAGUGUCAUUACGGUGCAAUAUUAUGAUCAAGACGAUAAGUUAAGUAUUUUAAAUGGAUGCUUUGUGCAAUUUUAAAGCAGUUCUCUGGCUGCAUUGCCAUUUUUCACUUUACAUGUUAGAACCAUAUCAACUUGUAGAGAACCGUAAGAAAUGAAGUGAAAACUGAGCAUAGGCUGCUUUCAAAAUCAAUUUACUUGAGUUUCUAUAAAGUAACCAUUUGGUAUGAAAAUAUAUUAAUAUUCUGCACUUUUAUGUAUAUAAUAGGCCUUUUAAAACAUCGUUUUAGAUUUUAUAUAUUCUACUUUGUCUUCCUUGAAUAAAGAAACUGGAAUAGUCAACGUGGCUGAUCAAUUUAGCACUUUGUCUUGUAACAACAACAACCUUAAAAUAUGCAUAUU